AUGUCAGGCUUACAACCUUGGGACAUCAGCUAUACGCUUCCUGGCCCAUCGCUUGACAACGUACCAUUGGACCUUGAUCACAGUGAUAUGUCAGCCAUUCUUUCGUCUGAGCACGGCACGAUGCAGCAGGAGGAUAGACCUGGUCCGAAUGAUCCACAGGCCUGCCAGAGCGAAGCACUUCCGGAAGAUGACUUGCAGCUUUGGUCCCAGGAAAACAGUAGCCUGGAGAUUGAACUCAUGCGGAAGCGCUUAGAGACAUAUUUUGUGGUUAUAAACCCGUAUUACCCGUGCUUGAACGAAACACAGACGCUCGCCCAGUUCGAGAAUUACCUGCAAAUGGACGAACAGGAGAAGUUGAGCUUCGACAGUGUUCAGUUCGUGGCCAUGCUCCAUCUUAUUUCCUCCCUCCUGGCCAUCUUGGAGGACUCUUCUAGCAAUUCCGACGACGAAAUUCCGGGCUGGACGGGUUUCAAACGUGCAAGCCAUCUUCUCUACCACACCGCAUGGCUGGCAGACGGCAAUCUCGCCACCAUUCAAACCCUAAUCAUCAAAUGUACCUACCUCCUAUAUGCGGAAAAAUACAAUGCGACUUACGACGCCGUGGGACAAGCCGUAAGGCUGUGUUUUCUCAUCAAACUCCAUACUCAAUCGGAAAACGACCAAUAUCAAAGCCCCUUUGAGACACAUAUGCGGCAAAGGGUUUUCUGGGCUCUCUACUGUCUCGAGCGAAACGUUGCCCUUGUCUGUGGAGUUCCUUAUCUGAUUCGAGACUCAGAGAUCCAGGUCCCUCUCCCCAGUGAACUGGAUGAUCAGAGUCUAGGGAACACGGAGCAGGUCCCAGAUGAGAGUCCUACUUAUUCGUUUAUCCCCCAUCUUCACUGCACGUCGCAGUGGGCUCAGCUCAGCUCUCAAUGCUGGGAUCAUCUUUUCUGUGCGAGCGCCAAAUGGCCAGUGGACGAGGAUUUCAUUAUCACAAUGGAUGCCAGGAUCGAGUAUCUGCGGAACCGAGUCCCGCAACAACUGUCCUGGAGGAAAUUUGCUGCGAACAAGGAGCACGCGGGUGACUCGCCGCCUUACAUGAAACGGCAAGCCAUGAUCCUCCAUCUGCGCUGUAACCACCUGCGGCUGCAAAUACGACGAGAGAACAUCCUGACGACGGAAUUCCGCACUCGAGAUGUACGUAACAUCUUGGACAUUGCGACAGACUCGGUCGACAUCCUCCACAGCUUUCACUUCUCGCCAGAAUUCGGCCUGCUCUCGCGAUACAUGUGCGUGACUUACAUCACAGGCGCUCUGAUUGCUGUAGGUGGUGUGAUCCUGGGCGACAAGCUAGACAGCAGCAUCCUUAUCGCCGCGACGCAAACGUUCAGGCGCGCGGUGGACGUCCUGCGUAGCAUCUCUGUGACACUCCGGCUGGCACGGUCGAAUCUCAAGAAACUGGAACGAAUCAUCGAUGCCACCGAGAGAAUCGCCCAGACUCACGAGGUGAAUUUGAUCAGUGAUAGUCUCGUCACGACGUUCACCUCGACCCAGCCAAGGUCGAGUGACACGGGCCUAGGGGACGCAGGCAGACUCCCGGACAAAGAUACCACGGUGCCCUUUGACCAGGGCAACAUCGACGACGGCCCUAUCCGCAUGAUGUAUACGCCUGCAUUCGAUGCACACUAUUGGGACUCUUUGAUACUUGACCUGUGA
This is a messenger RNA of Fonsecaea monophora, 1695 nucleotides long. RefSeq lists its product as hypothetical. The transcript is spliced from 4 exons. Lineage: Eukaryota; Fungi; Ascomycota; Eurotiomycetes; Chaetothyriales; Herpotrichiellaceae. The record is from RefSeq and is a predicted model, not a curated record. Gene Ontology annotation, cellular component: nucleus. Bases 1 to 1695 code for a protein of 564 amino acids. Gene Ontology annotation, molecular function: zinc ion binding; DNA-binding transcription factor activity, RNA polymerase II-specific; RNA polymerase II cis-regulatory region sequence-specific DNA binding. Gene Ontology annotation, biological process: DNA-templated transcription; positive regulation of transcription from RNA polymerase II promoter by galactose.